AUGGAUGAGCAGACCCAGGGCGACGAGCUCUACCCCAUUGCCGUCCUCAUCGACGAGCUGAAGCAUGACGAUGUACUGCUCCGACUCAAUGCCAUCCGGCGACUCUCCACCAUCGCCUUGGCAUUGGGUCCGGAGCGCACACGCGACGAGCUCAUACCCUUCCUAGACGAGUCGGUGGAAGACGAGGAUGAGGUGCUCACCGCGCUCAGUGACGAGCUGGGAGGCUUCGUGGACUACGUCGGCGGCCCCGAGUAUGGGCACGUGCUCCUGUCUCCGCUGGAGAAUCUGGCCACCAUCGAGGAGCCACUCGUGCGCGACAAGGCCGUCGAGUCCCUCAACAAGAUCUGCGAGCAGCUCUCCCAACAACAAGUCGAGCAAUACUUCAUCCCCCUCACCGUCCGCCUGUCGAAAGCCGACUGGUUCACAUCCAAGAUCUCCGCGGCAGGACUCUACACCACCCCCUACCAGCACGCCACCCCGCAAUCACAAGAAGGCCUGCGACAGCAGUUCGCGCAACUCGUCCACGACGACACCCCCAUGGUGCGGAGACAGGCCGCCACCAACUUGGCCAAGUUCGUCAAGUACAUGCCCGCGGCGAUUGUCGUCGAGGAGAUGAUCCCCUUGUUCCAACAUCUCGCCGCCGACGACCAGGACAGCGUGCGGUUGUUGACCGUCGACGUGCUGAUCGCCAUCGCCGAGGCGGUGCCCAAGGAGCAACAGAGCAGUCAUGGCGUGCUCCUGACCGCGCUGAGGAGUCUGUUCGAGGAUAAGAGCUGGCGGGUGCGGUACAUGGUUGCCGACCGGUUCGAGAAGAUUGCCAAGGCCGUGGAUGAGGAAGUGGUGGCGCGCGAUCUCGUGCCGGCCUUUGUCAAGCUACUCAAGGAUACGGAAGCGGAGGUCAGGAGCGCCAUUGCCGGGCAGAUACCGGGCUUCUGCCAUCUAGUCACCCGCCAAGCCCUCCUCCACGACAUCAUGCCCGCCAUCGAAGACCUCGUCACCGACUCCUCCCAACACGUCCGCGCCGCCUUCGGCACCCAAAUCUCCGGCCUCGCGCCCAUCCUCGGCAAGCAAGAAACCACCGAACACCUCCUCCCCAUGUUCCUGCAAAUGCUGAAGGACGACUUCCCCGACGUGCGUCUCAACAUCAUCUCGAAACUCGAACAAGUCAACAACGUCAUCGGCAUCGACCUGCUCUCCCAAUCCCUCUUACCGGCCAUCGUGCAACUGGCCGAGGACAAGCAGUGGCGCGUCCGACUGGCCAUUAUCCAGUACGUCCCGCUACUGGCGAGCCAAUUGGGGGUGGGCUUCUUCGAUGAGAAGCUGAGUAAUCUGUGCAUGUCGUGGUUGGGGGAUACGGUGUUUAGCAUCCGCGAGGCGAGCACGCAGAACCUGAAGAAGUUGACGGAGGUGUUUGGCGUGGAGUGGGCGAGUGGGGCCAUUGUGCCGAAAGUCGCGGCCAUGGCGGAGCACCCUAACUACCUCUAUCGGAUGACGACGUGCUUUGCUGUGUCGACCCUCGCCCCAGCCCUGACGUUACCAACACUCACCCGCUCCGUCCUCCCCAUCCUGCACGCCCUCGUCGAGGACCCCAUCCCGAACAUCCGCUUCAACGUCGCCAAAUCCUACGCCGUGCUGAUCGACAUCUUCAAACGACUCCCCGACGACAACACCACGCUUAUGCAACUCGAGGCGCAGCAGGGAGGUGCGGGUGCUGGUGCGGGGGGAAAGGCGGGAGGGACGGCGAAGGGGGAGGAGGUGGUGCGGGGGGAGAUCAUGCCGCCGUUGGAGAAGUUGAUGGGGGAUGAGGAUGUGGAUGUCCGGUUUUUCGCUACCGUGGCGGGGAGGAGUUGGAGUGAGGGAGUUGGGGUUGGGGGGAGGAUGGAGGGGUAG
Messenger RNA from Baudoinia panamericana UAMH 10762, 1890 nucleotides. RefSeq lists its product as uncharacterized. The transcript is spliced from 6 exons. Gene Ontology annotation, molecular function: protein phosphatase regulator activity. Gene Ontology annotation, cellular component: protein phosphatase type 2A complex; cytoplasm. The coding region runs from base 1 to 1890 and encodes 629 amino acids. Gene Ontology annotation, biological process: protein dephosphorylation. NCBI's taxonomy places the organism in Eukaryota, Fungi, Ascomycota, Dothideomycetes, Mycosphaerellales, Teratosphaeriaceae. The record is from RefSeq and is a predicted model, not a curated record.